CACGCGACUACUUUGCGACUAUUUGUGGCCGAUAUUCGGUCACAUUGCAAGGAGAGAGAAAAAAAAAAAGGACUCUGUGCCCGCGCCCAUACACGCCCGACCGACCUCACACAGUCCAAACUCGCAAGACAGGGCCGCCACAAUGUCGUCGGAGAAGCCGCUCCCCUUCAUCUACCAGUUCGCGGCCGGCGCCGUGGCCGGAGUCUCCGAGAUCCUGGUUAUGUACCCGCUGGACGUGGUCAAGACCAGGAUUCAGCUGCAAACCGGGACUGGAGGCGGCGCCGAUGCCUACAACGGCACGCUGGACUGCUUCCGCAAGAUCAUCAAGCAUGAGGGCGUCUCGCGCCUGUACCGCGGCAUCAGCGCCCCGAUAUUGAUGGAGGCCCCCAAGCGCGCCACCAAGUUCGCCGCCAACGACGAGUGGGGCAAGUUCUACCGCAACCUGUUUGGCCAGGAGAAGAUGAACCAGAGCCUGUCGGUCCUGACGGGCGCCUCGGCCGGUGCCACCGAGUCCUUUGUCGUCGUCCCCUUCGAGCUGAUCAAGAUCCGUCUCCAGGACAAGGCCUCGGCCGCCAACUACAACGGCCCGGUCGAUGUCCUGAUGAAGACGGUCCGCAAAGAGGGAGUCCUUGCCCUAUACAACGGCCUGGAGUCGACCCUGUGGCGUCACAUCCUGUGGAAUGCCGGUUACUUUGGCUGCAUCUUCCAGGUCCGACAGUUGCUGCCCAAGGCCGAGACCAAGAAGGGCCAGAUGGGCAACGAUAUUCUUGCUGGCAGUGUCGGUGGAACUGUCGGAACGAUAGUUAACACGCCAAUGGAUGUCGUCAAGUCUCGUAUCCAGAACACGACCAAAGUCAGCGGCGUGGUGCCCAAGUACAACUGGGCCUGGCCUGCUCUCGGCACCGUCAUGAGGGAGGAGGGCUUCAGCGCCCUUUACAAGGGUUUCCUUCCCAAGGUUCUGCGACUUGGACCGGGAGGUGGCAUCCUGCUGGUCGUGUUUGGAGGCGUUAUGGACUUUUUCAGAAAUAUGAGGGACUCGGCUCCGGCAUAAAUCCGGCGCCUCAGGCCGCACCCAUCUCUGCGUUUUGUUGACUUGUUUUCCUUGAAUAGAAUGCUUGGCCUCUAUUGAUACACGCGCAUAGACCUAGUUCAUGUCCUACACGGCAGGGGGAGCAUAGUUGGAGAUGGAGUCUGUUGACUUGGCUGUGGUUAGAUACCCACGUACAUCAUUAUUGGAUGAAUUCAAGUGGUGCUUUCUUGGUUA
This is a messenger RNA of Gaeumannomyces tritici R3-111a-1, 1264 nucleotides long. Its product is annotated as mitochondrial 2-oxodicarboxylate transporter. Gene Ontology annotation, biological process: transmembrane transport. The coding region runs from base 143 to 1051 and encodes 302 amino acids. The transcript is spliced from 9 exons. NCBI's taxonomy places the organism in Eukaryota, Fungi, Ascomycota, Sordariomycetes, Magnaporthales, Magnaporthaceae. The record is from RefSeq and is a predicted model, not a curated record.